CUACAUUUGACACAAAGAAGACUACAAGGGGCAAUCUAUAUGUACUUUCAUACAACGAACAAAGCAGAGCCAAUGGGAAGAACAUUGAUGUUGGCUUGGAUUCUGGUCCUCUGCCUCUGGCAGGUCCUACCAUGUGUUCCCAAAGUCGAGAAAGUCACCAAUCUCCACUUCUUUUUGCAUGAGACUACCGGCGGCGAAGACCCUACAGCAGUCAUGGUAGCCCGGCCUGACAUCACAAACAACGACAAUAGUUCACCAGUGCCAUUUGGCAGCGUAGUUGCUAUUGAUGAUCCCCUCACCGUUGGUCCCGAGUAUAAUUCAGAGGUCAUUGGGAAUGCUCAGGGACUUGGGGUCUCGGCCAGCAAAGAUACAACGACGGUGGUGUUGUACUUGGAUUUCGGAUUUACUAAGGGUAAGUUGAACGGCAGCUCUAUAAGCAUAUUUUCGAGGAAUCCGGUGAUAGAGAAGGAACGUGAGCUUUCAGUGGUCGGAGGGAGAGGAAAAUUCAAGAUGGCAAAAGGGUUUGCACUGCUUAAAACUUACUUUCUGAAUGAGACCAAUGUCAUUGUUGAGUACAACGUGACUGUGAUGCAUUACUAAGAUGACAUUUGAGAGUUAAUUCUCUUGCCUGGUUGUAUGGUUGACAAGUUUGAGAAUUUUCUCUCGCUGAGGUUUCAUCCCGAUUGCUUUCCUGCAGGUUUGCAUUAUUAAGCACUGUAUUUUUUUGGUGAAAUGUUGUUCUGUAGAGUCAACUAUCCUUGUUUAUAUUUGGGGGAAAAAACAGAGUUUUAUGUAAGAACUCAUACAGUACAGCUCCCCUUGAUUAAUAAAUUGUACUAAAAAAUUCAACAUCUUGA
Molecule: messenger RNA, 857 nt
Organism: Theobroma cacao (cacao)
Lineage: Eukaryota; Viridiplantae; Streptophyta; Magnoliopsida; Malvales; Malvaceae
Source: RefSeq, a predicted model, not a curated record